ACCUCUAAUUUUUGUUCCAGCUCUAAAGCCGACGAUUCUACGUCAAAAGCUAAGGAAAUAAGUUUAUUUAACGACAAAAAAAGGGAUUUACAAUGGCAGCCAAGGCAGCGUUACCCUUGCAGAUGUUUGGACGGCGUCUCGUCCAGCUGAGGUCAUCGGUCACCGCGCAGAAUAUGAGCGCCUUGCGAUUGUACAGUACAGAAAAACAGCCGGAAGAAGCGUCGGCGGCAGGAGCAGCUGAGCCCAAGACCCCCGCAUCCUCGCCAGAACUGGAGAAACUGACCAAGGACCUGGCCGCCGCCAAGGAGCAGAAUGCCGAGCUUCUGGACAAGUACAAGCGAUCCCUCGCCGACAGCGAGAACAUGCGCAACCGACUGAACAAACAGAUCAGCGACGCCAAGAUCUUCGGCAUCCAGAGCUUCUGCAAGGACCUGCUCGAGGUGGCGGACACCCUGGGACAUGCCACACAGGCGGUGCCCAAGGAUAAGCUUAGCGGGAAUGCUGAUUUGAAGAACCUUUACGAGGGCCUCACCAUGACACGCGCCUCGCUGUUGCAAGUGUUCAAGCGACAUGGUUUGGAACCGCUGGACCCCAUCAACCAGAAGUUCGACCCCAACCAGCACGAAGCUCUGUUCCAGAAGGAGGACAAGACCGUCGAGGCCAACACCGUGGUGGAGGUCACUAAGCUGGGCUACAAACUACACGAGCGCUGCAUACGUCCCGCCUUGGUGGGCGUGUCCAAGUGUUGAUAGCGAGGCGGCUGCCCACCGGCAUGCAAAAUUCCCAGUACUCCCCCUUAUCCCCGUUUACAUGGUGUCGCUCUCAGUUGUUUGCAAUUUGUUUUCUGCUGCAAAAUUCAUGUACGUCAACCCUGUGUAAAUACAACCAAUCCUCAAAAUGCAUCCUUCGGGCAGCGCUUGCGAAUUUAGAAUUCCUCCUAGUUUCUAAGAGAUCUGUGACUGGAUUUGAUGGCCACAAUUUGUACCACAUGCGUUGCCAUCGAGUGUUCCAAUUUAAGGUUUAAUUACGAUAAUAAAAACAUGUGUUAGUUUGUUGAAA
Molecule: messenger RNA, 1059 nt
Organism: Drosophila rhopaloa
Lineage: Eukaryota; Metazoa; Arthropoda; Insecta; Diptera; Drosophilidae
Gene: Roe1
Product: grpE protein homolog, mitochondrial
Exons: 3
Coding region: 93-749 (218 amino acids)
Biological process (GO): protein folding; protein import into mitochondrial matrix
Cellular component (GO): PAM complex, Tim23 associated import motor
Molecular function (GO): adenyl-nucleotide exchange factor activity; protein-folding chaperone binding; protein homodimerization activity
Source: RefSeq, a predicted model, not a curated record